This is a messenger RNA of Misgurnus anguillicaudatus (oriental weatherfish), 8887 nucleotides long. The record is from RefSeq and is a predicted model, not a curated record. Lineage: Eukaryota; Metazoa; Chordata; Actinopteri; Cypriniformes; Cobitidae.
UGCUCGCGCGCAGGGUGGAGUUAAACACAACGGUGCAGAAAUCACAUCUGACGUUACAUACCAGCUUUUACACGACAGGAACUUUCUGCUGGGGGAUUGGGAGUGUUAAUAUAUCGGUAAUUGUCCGAAAGUGGACAACUGUAGAUCGAAGAAAUCUGAGGAGUAGCAGCGGCACAGUCGCAUAGUGUCAAUCAUGGUGGCGCUGUCGCUGAAGAUCGGGGUGGGGAAUGUGGUGAAGACGAUGCAGUUCGAGCCCUCCACGAUGGUGUAUGACGCCUGUCGCAUCAUCAGGGAGAGAGUACCAGAGGCCCAGCUCGGCCAGCCCAGUGACUAUGGCCUGUUCCUGUCAGAUGAAGACCCGAAGAAAGGCAUUUGGCUGGAGGCAGGCAAAGCCCUGGACUACUACAUGCUGAGAAAUGGAGAUACUCUGGAGUACAAGAAAAAACAGAGACCGCUGAAGAUCCGCAUGUUGGACGGCACUGUUAAAACCGUAAUGGUGGAUGACUCAAAAAUCGUCAGUGAUAUGCUGAUGACCAUCUGUGCCAGGAUAGGCAUCACAAACUAUGACGAGUACUCGCUGGUGCGUGACGUGGGCGAGGAAAGAAAGGAAGAGACCACAGGAACACUGAAGAAAGAUAAGACCCUGUUGAGGGACGACAAAAAAAUGGAGAAACUCAAACAGAAGCUUCAUACAGACGAUGAGCUGAAUUGGCUGGAUCAUGGGCGGACGCUGCGAGAGCAGGGCGUGGAGGAGUUUGAGAUGCUUCUUCUCAGGAGAAAGUUCUUCUACUCUGACCAGAACGUGGAUUCAAGAGACCCUGUGCAGCUCAACCUGCUUUAUGUGCAGGCCCGUGAUGACAUUUUGAACGGUUCUCACCCUGUCUCCUUUGAUAAAGCCUGUGAGUUUGCUGGAUACCAGUGUCAGAUCCAGUUUGGAGACCACAAUGAGUCCAAACACAAACCUGGAUUCCUAGAUGUAAAAGAAUUUCUUCCAAAAGAGUAUGUCAAGAACAAGGGUGAGAAGAGGAUCUUCCAGGCACAUAAAAACUGUCAGAACAUGACCGAGAUCGAGGCCAAAGUCAGCUACGUCAAACAAGCUCGAUCUUUGAAGACCUACGGAGUGUCAUUCUUCCUAGUCAAGGAAAAAAUGAAAGGCAAAAACAAACUUGUGCCGCGUUUGUUGGGCAUCACUAAAGAGUGUGUGAUGAGAGUGGAUGAGAAAACCAAAGAGGUGAUACAGGAAUGGAGUCUGACGAAUAUCAAGCGCUGGGCAGCUUCGCCUAAGAGCUUCACCCUGGACUUUGGAGACUACCAGGAUGGUUAUUACUCAGUUCAGACUACUGAAGGAGAACAAAUCGCCCAACUUAUCGCCGGCUACAUCGACAUCAUUCUUAAAAAGAAAAAGAGCAAAGACCACUUCGGCCUGGAAGGGGAUGAGGAAUCGACCAUGUUGGAGGACUCUGUGUCUCCCAAAAAGUCAACAGUACUCCAGCAGCAGUUCAAUAAGGUUGGAAAGGUGGAGACAGGGUCCGUGGCUCUUCCAGCCAUCAUCCGCUCUGGUGCAGGAGGUCCAGAGAGCUUCCAGAUGGGCUCGAUGCCCCAGGCCAAACAACACAUCACCAGUGGGCAGAUGCACAGAGGACACAUGCCACCUCUGACGUCAGCUCAGCAGGCUUUAACUGGGACCAUUAACUCCAGUAUGCAGGCAGUACGGGCGGUCCAGGCUUCCCUCGAUGAGUUUGACACGCUGCCUCCUCUGGGCACAGAUGCUGCAUCUCAAGCUUGGAGGAAGAACAAAAUGGAUGAGUCCAAACAUGAAAUCCACUCUCAGGUGGAUGCUAUUACUGCAGGAACAGCCUCUAUGGUCAAUCUGACUGCAGGUGACCCAGCGGAGACCGAUUACACGGCUGUGGGCUGUGCCGUCACCACCAUCUCCUCUAACCUGACAGAGAUGUCUAAGGGUGUCAAACUUCUGGCUGCGCUGAUGGAGGACGAGGGAGGGAACGGACAACAGUUGCUGGGAGCUGCUAAGAACCUGGCGUGUGCUGUGUCUGAUAUGCUGAAGACCGCUCAGCCCUCAAGCGCAGAGCCACGUCAGAACCUCCUGCAGGCGGCUGGUAAUGUGGGUCAGGCCAGCGGUGAACUCCUGCAGCAGAUCGGAGAGUCUGAUGCCGAUCAACACUUCCAGUUUGUAGGUACAGCAGCAUUCUUACAAUCCAGACGGACACUUCAUUAUAGUCAAAUACUGGAGAUGUUGAUGCAGUUGGCGAAGGCUGUGGCGAAUGCUGCCGCAGCUUUGGUGUUAAAGGCCAAGAAUGUGGCUCAGAAAUCUGAAGAUUCAGCCCAGCAGAAUCGAGUGAUCGCUGCUGCCACCCAGUGUGCUCUCUCUACAUCACAACUGGUGGCCUGCACACGGGUGGUGGCACCCACCAUCAGCUCGCCUGUCUGUCAGGAACAACUCAUUGAAGCAGGAAAGCUGGUCGCAAAAUCUGUGGAGGGUUGUGUGGAUGCAUCACAGGGGGCGACCAAUGACGAGCAGCUUCUCAGACAGGUGGGCGUGGCUGCCACAGGUGUCACCCAGGCUCUUAAUGAACUACUUCAGCACAUUAAGCAGUACGCCAGUGGAGGACAGCCAAUCGGACGGCACGGAGAGGCUACCGACCGCAUCCUGGAUGUGACGGAUAACAUCUUCAGCUCGAUGGGAGAUGCAGGAGAGAUGGUGCGUCAGGCACGGAUACUGGCUCAGGCCACCUCAGAUUUGGUUAAUGCCAUCAAGGCAGAUGCGGAGGGUGAGACUGAUCUCGAGAACUCCCGCAAACUCCUGUCUGCAGCAAAACUGCUUGCCGAUGCCACCGCAAAAAUGGUGGAAGCCGCCAAGGGCGCAGCUGCUAACCCAGACAGUGAAGAACAGCAGCAGAAACUGCGUGAAGCUGCAGAGGGUCUGCGCAUGGCCACCAACGCAGCCGCACAGAACGCCAUUAAAAAGAGACUCGUCAAUAAACUGGAGAAUGCAGCGAAACAAGCCGCAGCAGCCGCCACUCAGACCAUAGCUGCCGCCCAAAAUGCUGCUUCCUCCAACAAGAACCCUGCAGCUCAGCAACAGCUCGUACAGAGCUGCAAGGGGGUGGCAGAACAGAUCCCACAGCUGGUUCAGGGUGUGAGAGGCAGUCAGUCUCAGCCCGACAGUCCCAGCGCCCAGCUCGCUCUGAUCGGAGCCAGUCAGAACUUCCUCCAGCCCGGAGCAAAGGUGGUCACAGCCGCCAAAGCCACGGUUCCCACCAUCAGCGACCAGGCGUCUGCCAUGCAGCUCAGUCAGUGUGCCAAAAACCUGGCCAGUGCUCUUGCUGAACUCCGCACGGCUGCCCAGAAGGCUCAGGAGACGUGUGGUCCUCUUGAGAUUGAUAAUGCUCUUACAAUGGUGCGGGGUCUGGAGAGGGACAUGCAGGAGGCUAAAGCUUCAGCCUCCGCUGGCAAACUCAAACCCCUGCCAGGAGAAACUUUAGAGAAGUGCUCUCAUGAUCUGGGAUCCAGCACUAAAGCUGUGAGCUCGGCCAUCGCUCAGCUGCUUAGUGAAGCUACACAAGGCAAUGAGAACUAUACAGGUAUGGCCGCUCGUGACGUGGCUCAGGCCUUGCGUUCGCUGGCGUCCGCUGCUCGUGGUGUGGCCGCCACCACCGAAGACCCUCAAGCCCGUAACGCCAUCUUGGACUGCGCCGGAGACGUCAUGGAUAAAUCUGCCAGCCUCAUUGAAGAGACCAAGAGAGCCGUCGCCAAACCAGGAGAUCCAGACAGUCAGCAAAGAUUGGCUCAGGUGGCAAAGGCUGUGUCUCAGGCUCUGAACCGCUCAGUGAACUGUCUGCCCGGUCAGAGAGAUGUGGAUAAUGCCAUUCGAACUGUAGGAGAAGCCAGCAAGAAACUCCUGUCUGAUAAAUUUCCGACAAGUGGGAUGAGUUUCCAAGAAUCUCAGGCCAAUCUGAACCUGGCCGCAGCUGGACUGAACCAGUCAGCCAAUGAGCUUGUGCAGUCGUCACGCGGCACCACCCAGGACCUCGCCAAAGCCUCCGGGAAGUUCGGUCAGGACUUCAAUCAGUUCCUGCAAGCUGGAGUGGACAUGGCUGGACAGUCACAGUCUAAAGAAGACCAGACUCAAGUGGUCACCAACCUAAAGACCAUCUCCAUGUCCUCCAGUAAACUCCUGCUGGCUGCUAAAGCUCUGUCUACGGACCCCAACUCACCCAACCUGAAAAACCAACUUGCCGCUGCUGCUCGUGCGGUGACAGACAGCAUUAAUCAGCUGAUCAGCAUGUGUACCCAGCAGGCUCCGGGACAGAAGGAGUGUGACAACGCUCUGCGCGAGCUUGAGACUGUUGGAGGAAUGCUGGAGAAUCCCACCGAGGCUGUCAAUGAUAUGGGCUACUUUGAUUGUAUUGACAGUGUUAUGGAAAACUCAAAGGUUUUGGGUGAAGCCAUGGCCGGUAUUUCCCAUAAUGCCAAGAACAGUAACUUACCAGAGUUUGGAGAUUCAGUCAGUUCAGCAUCUAAAGCGUUGUGUGGCUUGACCGAGGCAGCCGUUCAGGGUGCGUAUCUGGUGGGUGUUUCUGACCCGAACAGUCACGCCGGGCAGAAGGGUCUCGUGGACCCAUCUCAGUUUGCCAGAGCCAAACAGUCCAUCCAGAUGGCUUGUCAGAACCUCGUGGAUCCGGCCUGUACUCAGUCCCAGGUCCUCUCUGCUGCCACGAUUGUUGCCAAACACACUUCGGCUCUGUGCAACGCCUGCAGACUCGCCUCCUCUAAAACAUCCAACCCUGUUGCUAAGAGACAGUUCGUCCAGAGUGCUAAAGAGGUGGCAAACAGCACCGCCAAUCUCGUCAAGUCCAUCAAAGCGCUCGAUGGUGCUUUUAACCAGGAGAACAGACAGAAGUGUAAAGAAUCCACUGGGCCGCUCAUUGAGGCUGUGGAUAACUUAACCGCCUUUGCUUCGAACCCAGAGUUUGCCAGCGUACCUGCUCAGAUCAGCCCAGAAGGCCUGGCAGGGAUGGAGCCAAUCAUAGCAGCCGCUAAGACCAUGCUGGAGAGUUCAACAGGCAUGAUCCAGACGGCCCGCUCGCUGGCUGUCAACCCCAAAGACCCGCCCAAAUGGUCUGUGUUGGCUGGGCACUCCAGAACUGUGUCUGACUCUAUAAAGAAACUCAUCACUAACAUGAGGGAAAAAGCUCCAGGACAGAGGGAGUGCGAUGAUGCAAUUGAGCUUCUUAAUAACUGCAUGCGUGAAGUGGACCAGGCCUCUCUGGCAGCUAUCAGCCAACAGCUCACACCUAGAGAUGACAUCUCACAUGAGGCUCUGCAUGAGCAGAUGGCGGCAUCCGUACAUGAGAUCAGUAACCUGAUUGAUCCAGUAGCCGUCGCAGCCCGCGCUGAUGCCUCUCAGCUGGGUCAUAAGGUGUCUCAGAUGGUCAGCUACUUUGAGCCAUUGAUCAUGGCUGCAAUCGGUACAGCAUCUAAGAUCUUAAACAGUCAGCAGCAGAUGAGCGUGCUGGAUCAGACGAAGACCCUGACUGAGUCUGCCCUGCAGAUGCUCUAUACCGCCAAAGAGGCUGGAGGAAACCCCAAGGCGGCUCACACACAGGAGGCUCUGGAAGAGUCUGUUCAGAUGAUGAAGGAAGCUGUGGAUGAUCUGGGUGCGACUCUAUCGGAGGCAGCAAGUGCCGCCGGAGCCGUGGGCGGCAUGGUCAACUCCAUCACUCAAGCCAUCAACAAAAUGGAAGAUGGUCCAGGUUUAGAACCAGAAGGGACGUUUGUAGAUUACCAGACCACGAUGGUGAAGACGGCCAAAGCCAUUGCUGUCACCGUUCAGGAAAUGGUUACCAAAUCCAACACAAAUCCUGAUGAAUUGGGUGGUUUGGCCAAUCAGCUGACCUCAGAGUUUGGUGAUCUGGCAUCAGAGGCCAAAUGUGCAGCCAUGACUGCCGAGAAUGAUGAGAUCGGCUCUCACAUCAAGAAACAGGUAACAGAGUUGGGCUUCAGCUGUACUGGUUUGGUGAGUAAAGCUGGAGCUCUGCAGUGUAGCCCCAACGACUCCUUCACCAAGAAAGAGCUCAUCGACAGCGCACGCAAAGUCUCUGAGAAGGUGUCUCACGUGUUGGCAGCCCUUCAGGCAGGUAAUCGUGGUACUCAGGCCUGCAUCACUGCUGCCAGCGCUGUGUCGGGCAUCAUCGCUGAUCUGGACACCACCAUCAUGUUUGCCACAGCAGGAACUCUCAACCGAGAGAACGCCGAGACGUUUGCAGAUCACAGAGAGCACAUCUUGAAGACGGCUAAAGUUCUGGUGGAGGACACUAAGCUGUUGGUGUCUGGAGCUGGAGCGAGUCAAGAAAGACUGGCCCAGGCGGCUCAGUCCUCGGUCAACACCAUCACUAAACUGGCUGAUGUGGUCAAACUGGGAGCAGCGAGUCUGGGUUCUGAAGAUCCUGAGACGCAGGUGGUUUUGAUCAAUGCUGUAAAAGACGUGGCAAAGGCUCUGGGUGAUCUGAUCAGUGCCACUAAAGCAGCUGCUGGUAAACCUCAUGAUGAUCCGGCCAUGUUACAACUCAAGAGCUCUGCUAAGGUGAUGGUGACAAAUGUGACGUCUCUGCUGAAGACGGUGAAGGCCGUAGAGGAUGAAGCUACCAAAGGAACGCGAGCUCUGGAGGCCACAAUAGAGCAUAUUAAGCAGGAACUGGCUGUGUUCAGCAGUCCUGAUCCUCCACCGAAGACUUCCCCCCCAGAGGACUUCAUCCGCAUGACCAAAGGCAUCACGCAGGCCACGGCCAAAGCAGUGGCUGCUGGGAACUCCUGCCGCCAGGAGGAUGUGAUCGCCACUGCCAACCUGAGCAGACGGGCCGUGGCUGACAUGCUUCACUCUUGUAAGCAAGCAGCGUUCCACCCAGAGGUGAACCGUGAUGUUCGCAACCGAGCCCUGCGCUUCGGCUCUGAGUGUGCCACAGGUUACUUGGGUCUGUUGGAGCACGUGUUAGUGAUCAUUCAUAAACCCUCGCAUGAUCUCAAACAGCAGCUGGCAAACUACUCCAAACGUGUGGCCGGCUCAGUGUCGGAGCUCAUACAGGCCGCAGAAGCCAUGAAAGGUACGGAGUGGGUGGACCCCGAGGACCCCACCGUCAUCGCUGAGAAUGAGCUGCUAGGAGCUGCAGCUGCCAUUGAAGCCGCAGCCAAGAAACUGGAGCAGCUCAAACCCCGAGCCAAACCCAAGGAAGCUGAUGAGAGCCUUAACUUUGAAGAACAGAUUCUGGAAGCAGCCAAAUCCAUUGCUGCCGCCACAAGCGCUCUGGUGAAAGCUGCAUCUGCUGCUCAGAGGGAACUUGUGGCUCAGGGCAAGGUUGGUGCGAUUCCAGCGAACGCAGUAGAUGAUGGACAGUGGUCUCAGGGUCUCAUUUCAGCUGCUCGUAUGGUGGCUGCAGCGACGAAUAACCUGUGUGAAGCCGCCAACUCUGCGGUUCAGGGUCACGCCAGCGAAGAGAAGCUCAUUUCUUCAGCCAAACAGGUGGCAGCGUCCACCGCACAACUGCUGGUGGCCUGUAAGGUCAAAGCUGACCAGGACUCCCAGACCAUGAAGAGACUGCAGGCCGCUGGUAAUGCUGUGAAGAGAGCGUCAGAUAAUCUGGUGAAGGCGGCACAGAAGGCUGCGUUUGACGCUCAGGACGAUCAGACCGUGAUGGUGAAGAGUAAGAUGGUGGGCGGCAUCGCUCAGAUCAUUGCAGCCCAGGAGGAGAUGCUCAGGAAGGAGAAAGAGCUGGAAGAGGCCAGAAAGAAGCUGGCCAUGAUCCGACAGCAGCAGUACAAAUUCAUGCCGUCAGAGCUCCGAGAGGACGGACACGAGCAGUGAGACGCAACAGAGACUAAAAAAUCAUUUCUACUAGCUAGAUAGAUAACAUAAUGAGCUUGAGCAAAGUAAUCAAAGAUAUGCAAUGAGUAUAAAGUGAAAUCUUAUCAGGAUGUCUAUUUUAAGUGUUUUGUUGAUUUUUUUUGUCACUUAUGAGCAUUGCCACCUUUUAAAUGAGCUUUAUUGUUUGGGUUUUGUUAUAUUUGAGUAAUGUGCCACAUAUGCAAGUCACGUUUAAUUGCUUCUAAUAUAUCUGUAUUAUUUUUUUUGUAUUAGAUUAGAUUAGAUUAAAAGCAUUGUGUGUUUUAAAGCGCACUCGUUCAAGGCCGGGGCCAAAUAGUGUUUGUGAUGAAUGAUAAGCUUUCCAAAGCGACAUGAUUUAUAUUUGUUGAGGAUGUAUAGGCCAUCGAUCUGCUCUUCUGAUAGACAUGGACUUUCUGUGGCAAUCUGGAGCAGUUGGUGCAAUGAUUCAUUCUGGCGUUGAAGCAAUUCAUUGAGAGUAAACAUAUCAUUUUUUUAAAGAAAAGAAAAAUAAAGCUAUUGUUACAGAUGGUAUUUCAUAUUAAAUAUGUUAUUACAGUGUUUGUCAAAUUUUGUGCUAAAGUUUUGGUCUACUGGCAUUUCUGUCAAAAUUUUAUAUUUUAUAAAGCAUAAAAGCCAUAUUUCCAUACUGCUAUUUUUUCUCUUUUUUGUUUUUUUGUUGCAAUUUACUGUAAUAUAAUAUAAUUCCCAUCAAGCUGUAGAUGAUAUUAGAUUUCAGUAAAAAAAAUAUCUGUAAGAGCAGAAUUGGUUACUUAAAAAUAGAAAGAAUAAAAGAUUAUUGAGAGACUGUUUUUGUGAUUUGAGCACAUACAGUUUUUGACAUUUUAUUAAUAACUGUGCUCUUUCUGAAAAUGUCCCAUUAUAUUUUAUGAUUGUGUAUUUAACUUUUAACAAUUUUUUCACCUUAAAUAUGCAAGCACACUUUGUCAUAUGUUUAACAAAUCUUAUAAAUUCACUGUUUUCCAAAGA